This is a messenger RNA of Octopus sinensis (East Asian common octopus), 14054 nucleotides long. RefSeq names its product ELAV-like protein 2. Gene Ontology annotation, cellular component: ribonucleoprotein complex. The record is from RefSeq and is a predicted model, not a curated record. The transcript is spliced from 6 exons. Gene Ontology annotation, molecular function: RNA binding. The coding region runs from base 7 to 933 and encodes 308 amino acids. NCBI's taxonomy places the organism in Eukaryota, Metazoa, Mollusca, Cephalopoda, Octopoda, Octopodidae.
GCAGCAAUGAACACACUGAGACAGAAUGAUUUAGAUCAAGGACUGCCGGAAACAGCUAACACUGACUUUCACUGUGACCUGCUUCCGGCAGCACGAAAUGCAUCAACCGAUGCGGAAAAAUGUCAGAGUUUAGGUUAUGGCUUUGUUAACUACAAAUACCCUAGUGAUGCAGAAAAGGCAAUCAAUACUUUAAAUGGAUUGAGAUUACAAAAUAAAACAAUAAAGGUGUCAUAUGCAAGACCCAGUAGUGAAAGUAUUAAGGGAGCUAACUUGUAUAUAUGUGGGUUACCAAAGUCAAUGACCCAGCAAGAUUUGGAGCAGUUGUUUUCGCUGUGUGGGAAGAUAAUUACAUCUAGAAUUCUUUAUGAUAGUAAUACAGGCUUAUCCAAAGGUGUUGGCUUCAUCCGAUUUGAUCAACGAAUCGAAGCUGAAAGAGCUAUCCAAAAAUUACACGGUACCAUUCCUGAAGGAGCAACUGAACCUAUUACUGUAAAGUUUGCUAACUCUCCAAGCUCAAAUAAAAAUGCUGUACCUCUAGCUUUAGCAGCUUCAUAUUUAUCACCAAGUAGGAGAAUCUUUGGUCCAAUUCAUCAUGCUGCUGGAAGAUUCAGAUACUCACCAUUGGAAGCUAGUCUACUGCCAGGAACAAUACUUCCAGGGAAUGCUCUAAAUGGCACUGGUUGGUGUAUUUUUGUAUACAACCUUGCACCAGACACUGAGGAUGAUGUACUUUGGCGUCUCUUUGGACCAUUUGGAGCUGUGCAAAAUGUGAAAGUGAUUCGUGAUUUUCAAACACAGAAAUGCAAAGGUUAUGGGUUUGUUACAAUGACCAAUUAUGAAGAGGCAUUGAUGGCUAUACAGACACUCAAUGGAUUCUUACUCGGCACACGGGUGCUACAGGUAUCAUUCAAAACGAAUAGCCGUAAAUCCUAAGACAUGAAGGAGAAAAAAUAUCCUGAUGGACUCCUAGUCAGAGAUGUGGUCAUAGAUGCGGACUUUUUUGCUGGUGUAUUCCAUGCCAUAUGGCCUACAGUCAUCCGCCAUAUAAGGCAUAUCAGAUUUAAAUCAAAACACCAAAGUAUAUUGGAAGUGAAAGCCAUUUGUGUUCAUAUCAGCAUAAUUUAUUUAAUUCUGGUAUAUAUUAUUUUGACUUAUUUAAUGACACUUUGUCCCAUAGUUUAACUUAGUCAAGCAAACGGGCAGAAAUUGGUAUUUUUUGUUUGUUUAUUUUCUUUUGCAUUAUUUAUUGUUUUCCAAAGUAUUGCAUCAUUAGUUGUCAGUAUUACAGUUUCAUUCUGUUAAUAUUUUUUUUUUCUGUCUUUCUUUGUUUAUUUUGUGGCUCACUAAUUUAUCGUUAUUAAAUUUUUUUCAUUAUUUUGUCUGGUUUGUUGCUUUUUUUUUUCAUUGCAUGCUGCUUUUUCACUAAUAGUUUGUUUGCCAUUUUAUUUAUUUCUUAGUAAAGCUGCUUUCUUUUUUUUCUUUUUAAAUUAAAAAAAAAAUAACGUUGUAAAAGAAAUAGUUUGCUUUAGUAAUUCUGUCUUUUAGUUUAAUCUGUACUUUUACAUCUGUUAUUUGUGUAGUAAUUUCUACUUUCAAAUUGAGUGAACUGUGUGACAGUCCAUAUAAGUUUACUAAUUAUUUAUACUGAAUUUCUUCCCUUCCCCCUCAAUGUGCAAAAUGUGAUCUCAUUAUCUUUACUGGCUGACCACAUCCAGUGACAUUUUAUUAUAAUUUUAAAAUCUCUAUUUCAUCUUCAUGAAAAUGAUGCAUGACAUAAAAAAAUACAGCUGCUACCAUGACAUAACUUGAUAUUAAUCUUUUUAGCAUUUUACUUCUCCAUUAGCUCAACUAAGAACUUCAAGAGGGCUCAACCAAAAUUACAGAGAAACUGAACAUGAAAGCAAGAAACCUGUUGGGAAGUAUUGUUCUGCUCCUCUAGUUAUCUAAUUUAUCAGGAUAUUCCCAUUUAAAGCUAUCAUCUGGCAUCCGUCCAUAAGAACUUCUGAAGAGAAAAAUUCUUUUUGGAUGACUGUCAAUUUAUGAAAAUUGUCUUUCAUAGGAGACAUGAGGACACGUAUAUAAAGUUUGGUAGUUUAAUUCUCCUCCUGUGGGGAUUUUUCCCUGAAAUUAUAUUUACACUGUGAUUUAUAAAACGUGUUCAUUAGUUCAUUCUUCCCAUACUAAGACUAUUUUGAUACUCUACUGAUGUUCAUCUUUGACUAACACUUGGUGGGUGGACGGGUGGGUAUUUUGUCUGAGAUGCUCAUGAAAAUUCAUUCUUAAUUAUAUUCUACACCAUAUCUAAUGCCUUAGCUAUUGAAUCUCAGCUCUAGCGGCUUUGACUGACUCUCAAAUUUGGAUGGAUACAUUUUUCCCCUCCCUUUUCAACUUCUCAAAAAUCCUUGAGUAUUCUAGAGGUAUAUAUAUAUACACACAUUUAUAUAUAUAUAUAUAUAUAUAUAUAUAUAUAUAUAUAUAUAUAUAUAUAUACAUAUAUAAAUGUGUAUAUAUAUUCACUUGAUACACAGAGGAAAGUUUUGUUAUACUGCAGGACAAUACUUGUAUUCUUUCUCUCUAAUCUCUUUCCUUUCCUUCCUAUCUACAUACGUAAUAUUUCAUUCCAAGUAUUUUCUGCAAUAUUUAAAUUAAGAUUUAUAUUUGAAGAACCGGUUAUAUUUCUGGUUAUAUUCUGUAAAUGUUCUAUUACAAAUCGUUACAAAUGAUAAACUUUUAAGGGUGAAAAAAAUAUUUUGAAUAUGUAUUUUUGAGUUAAGAACUAUCACUCAGGGAAUUGGUUGUCCCAUUCUAGUAAAAUCUAGCAUUAAAACAAACGACUGCUAUACAGUCAGUUUCCUUUUCAAAAGACUGGUGUUAAUGUUUUCAAAAACAAAUUUCCCAUCUAAACAGGACUACUUCCCUUCUACUUGCUGAUGAGAAUAGUGUUUCUUUCUUAUCUAAAAUGGUUUUGAUUCUAAUUUUAAAGACAAAAAAUUUGAAUCUUUUGGCUUCUUGAAGUGUUCAAAAUUAGGUUAACUCUUUGCAUUAUUAUAUUAAUAUCAUUUUUCUAAGUUCUACUUAUUACAUUGCUUUGCAGUUAAAAAUAUACAGUUUCUUUUAUUUUUAAACAGGCAAACUUUUCCUUAGGAAAAUAAUCUAAAUUAAGAUUUUCAAAGGAAUUUGAUUCAAAUGCUUUAACUUGCAAUUUCUUCAAUUCACUUUCAGUAAAUAUUAGUAUGUUAGUACUAUGGUAAUUUAACUUUGCAGAUGCUAUUUAAUAUAAUCUUUAAAAUUAGACUGAAAAUUUGGCAUUGGUUAAAACUUAUUUAAUAAUUUACUGUGUUAUCUCAGUUGAAGAUAUUUCACUGUUAUCUAAAUUUGACAUGUUUCACUGUGGGUAUUCAUUUAUUCCUUUUUUAGACCCAAUUAGACUGAUCUAAUAAUGCUCUUUAAACAUUUCUAGUGUCCUGUUGAGCAGUACUUUCAUUAGUUAUUAAUGUUCAGUCAUCAACUAAAAUUUUUACUUUUUUUUUUUUAAUGUAAAUUAAAAUGAAUAGAUUGAAUUCUUGUUAAUAACUUGAAAGAAAAAGUAAUUUAUAUUCCCAAAUCAGUGGUAAAUGUUUCAUGCCUUCAAAGAUCUGCCUGAUAUGUCCUCUUGCUUAUGCAAUUCAAUAGCUUCUAUUUGAUCAAGCAUCUACUGACAGUAUUUUUCUAUAAAUUCAAUAAUUAUAUAUGUAGCAAAAGUUUAAAGAAUCCUUUACUACAAUACCAAUUGGAAUAAUUUGAUUUUAAAUCUUGAUUCCUUUGCUUUCUACAAAUUUGUGUAAAGCAAUCUUUUAUAAAUGUUAUUUUAUGCCAUACAUCAUUUUCUAUAGAAACAUUUGAAAUACUUUGCAAUGCACAGAACACUUCUUUAUUAUAUUCAGCUCUAAUUCACUUAGUGUUAAUGACUUGUUUUUGAUCCUGACCAGUUUUAUCUUAUAAUUUUCUCUAUCAAUAGAGACCUAUUUAAAAUUUUAAAAAGUCACAAAAAAAGGUUAUAUAAAAAAAAAAGAAAGAAAAAAGAAGCCUGCUUUGAUUGUAAGUUUGACUGUUUAUCUCCUAAAAUCUUAUUGUUUUAAUUCAACAUAUCAGCACUAUAUCUUCGAAACUUUCCUGGGGAAUUAUAUGCAUAAGGCGAAGAAUAACCAGCAGACAAGCCCUUUGUUAGCCAAUCGUGAGUGAAGACUGGUUCAGCUUUUUAUUUAUAAAAAAUUUUUUUUUUUUUUUUUUUUUUUUUAGUGAUGCUAAACAUUUAAACGUUGCAGUUAAUUCCAACUGCUGCCCUAACAGCAUGUUUUUUUGGCAUGGUUGGCUUUAUGGGAGCUGUAUGAAGGGUGAAAGAACAACUCAAAGGUUUGUCAAAUUCACAUGGGCAAAACAACCAAAGAUCUUCCAUUUCAAAUGAUGAUUUUUACAUCCUAUUCAAUUUUAAUGAGGUCAACAUGAAUGUAAAUAUAUACACAGAUCAGGCGAAAUUGAGUUAACAAAGGGUGGAAUGAAUUUGUUGCACACUAUAUCCAUUAUGGAAAUCUGCUGUUACAAAUUUUCCUGUAAAGAUCCAAACAUUCCUGGAAUAGAAUUUAAACUGAUUGCACUUGACCGUGCUCAGCUAAUGAGCCUCUUUGUAUAUAUGACUGGUCUUCAGAGGUUAAUAUUCUAAAGGAAAUAUUCUGCUUUAAAAGGGAACAAAAAAAAAAACUGUAAAAUUACCUUAAAAUAUUUGAUGAACGUAAUUCCAGUUUGUAAAGUUUUUUAUACAUAAUUGAAUAUAUGUUUGGAGAAUAUAUUUGCUCACUUUUGGAGAGCACGAGUUUUCGCAAAACAAAUUGUUGGUCUGAUGUUGAAUUGUGUAUUGUUCUAUUUUAUGAGCCACAAUUCAGGCAUUGGUGUUCGUUACACCCAAUCCCCCUAUUCCCUAAAAAAAACCCCAAAAACUUUUGAUCAAAUGUUCUACAAGAUUUUUAAAAAAAGAAAAAGAAAAAGAUAUGCAAAUCUCCUUUUUAAUGCGGAGAAACUGUGCUGAAAGUGAUCUCAAUUUGUUAAAGAAAAUAAAAAUCCCAAAAAAACCUCAACAAAAUGCUGACAUUUGUUCGUUACUCAGCUGCACACAACAGCUGCUGCUAUCAUACCCAGUGCUGUUACGUGUUGUCUGCAACAUCUUUAAUUAAUAUUACUCCAUACCAUACAGUUUUUAAGAGAUUCAGUAAAUCAGUUUUAAUUAUUUGAUAUUUGUUGCAUUUUUGUAUUGAAGUAAACAAAUUUUCAAGGUCCCACCGUCUUAAAAUUGUGUAUUUAGUAUUAUUAUUAUUAUCAUUAUUAUUAUUAUUAUCAUUAUUAUUACAACAUGUUUCUGAUUUCAAUGUUUUUCAAGACUUUGGAUUUUGUCUUUUACAAUUUCAUUCCAGUUUAGGUAAAGUAAACAAACUUGUGGUAUUUGAAUUGUUUUUGAAUUAGUUAAGUUUUACAGUUGGGGAAAGUUUGUCCAGGAAAUUUUAGAUCCUGACCAUUUACUCUUCUGUAUGAAUUUGCUUCAUGUUGUCUUGUUCUUACUUUUGCGUUUUUCUUCUACUUUGUGAUUUAUCUUGGGGAAAAUCAUUUAACUUCAACCCCAAGUAAUUAUUUUAGUUGGAGCAGCUGGCUGUUAUUUCCUUACUUGUAGUUUUGGUUGUAUUGCUGUUUUUGUAUUUUCUACAUGUCAAAUUAUGCAAUAAAAUUUCUGCAUUCAAAGUUAGUUUGCACUAACGUGUCAGGUAAUCAAUGCAUGAGAAUGGAUGGUUUUCCCUUACCAGUGUUACUUUGAAAAAGUCAACAUUUUCAUAUUUCUGAUGAUCAUCUUACUGCUGUGUAAGUCCUCCAAGAGGCUUGGCUAUUUAAAAGAAGAAAACAUUGCUCAGAUGUCUUUAUGCAAUACAUAUUUGAUCGUGACAUUGUGGGCCUCAAAUAAGACAUUACUGUAACAAACCUGUAUGUUUCUGUCGUUUUUCAUACUUCACAGUUGACCUUCUUUCUAGCUACAAGCAAGCAGACUAAAAUUACAAAGUGAUUUCUUAUGGACAGUAUCCAGAACGACUGCCACUUAGCAAACAUAUGACUAGAUUAACUUCUGAUUGUUCACAAUUGUUGAAGCUAUAAUUUGUUUGUAAUUUCUUGAAAGUUUAAAUAUUGAUAAUUUACUAAGACUAUUUUUCAUUUCAAAUAUGAAUUAUAAUACAAAAGUUAAUUGUUGGUUUCUAUUUUUUACUUUAUUUUUGAAUCCACUUUUUUCUUUUUCUUUUUUUUUUUUUUUUCCUUUUUGCUGUUUAUUUUGAAGUGUGGAAUGUUUUCUCACUAAUGAUAGAAACUUUUUUCUUUCCUUUUUUUUUUCUUUUUUUUUUUUGAAAUCUGACUCAAUAGAUUAAUUGCUUCUUAAUUACACUUAUUUUAUCUGCAGUUGCUUCUGCCAGAAGGUUAUUGUGAAGGAAACAUAAGUCUCGAAUGCUGGAUAACACUCUGUUAUGAGCAUUUGCACUACCAAAUUUGCCCCACUUUGUGGCCUCAAACUGUUGAUUGAUUUCUAUAAGUUGGCUAACGGGAACAUAAAACUCAGUCAUGGGGAAAAUUGUUAUUCCAGCGAUGUAUUACAACUUUUUUUUCCUUUUCACUUUUUAUUUAUUCACCAACCUAUAAACAUUCCAAAUCCAUUUGCACAUUUUAAAAAUGUUUAGUUUUUGUUGGGUAUAAUUGUGGUUAAAAUAAAUUAGAAGUAUUGUUUCUUUAAUCCCAUAAACAGCUGAUUUAUAUGAGAACAUACAUUCCAAAUAUUUUCCCCACUUGCCAUUUUUUUUAAAUAUUUCAACAUCUUUUAGAUACUUUAUACUGACUAAAACAUUGUGCAAUACAAAUUUUACCUGAACAUCAUGUUUCAGGGUUCCAAUGUUUCAGUUUUAAGUGGCAGACAAUAGAUUGGUUGAGAAAAAAAAUGAAUUGUAUUCAGGUUGCUUAUCCGUUAAUGAGCCAUAAUUAAAUUUUGCAGGCAAUUUUUUGAAACCAAUAAAAUAUUUAAUUGAAAAAAAUACCAUUUUCUAUUUUUGAUACAUUCUUUGCCUUUUUCUAUUUAAAAAAAUUCCUUGUCUUGUCUUCUUGAAAGAAAACCCAGCUUCUACAAAGUUCAGUUGUCUAAACAUUCAAGUUAAAUUUACUUGCUGGAUGUCAGAUUUUAGGCUGAAUAGUAUAAUUACUAAGAAUCUUACUUUAGCUGCUUUUACAGUCGCUUCUCUUGAAAAUUAAUGGUGUAUAUAUACCUAUAGACUUCCUCAAACUAUGUGAUUUUUGCAUAGUUAUUGUCAAAUUUCAAUGUAGCAUAUUUAUGAGUACAUAUAAUAAAAUUAUAUUAAUGCCUUCCAAUAUUUGAUAUUUCGGGACCAAUUAUUUAUAUUAAACUAAUGCUUGCGGAACAUUGGUUCAGUGUUCAGUUGUUAAAUGUUUUGAGAUUGUGAUUUAGAAAUGUCUUGUAUGACGACACCAUUUCACUUGAAGGUGUAUAGAGCUGCUGCUUGAAAAUGUUGGUUGUGUGCAAAGAAAAACAAAAAAGAAUGAAAAAGACACUUCAAUAAAAGUUUUGUAAAGUAUGCUGCUGACAUGAUCUCAGCAAAUCGUGAGAUGUAUUUGUAAAAUUCUAACAGAAAAAAAUACUAUUUGGCUUUUAAUGAGCCAUUAUAUUAAAUUCUGGAGUAAAGAUUUUAACAGAAUUGAACUCAAUAUUUUUACAAUUUGUAUUGGCAGUUAGGAAUAUUGUAGGUUUAUUUAUAUUGGAGUAAAAUGAAGAGUAGUUACGUAAUUAUUUCCUGUUGUAGCAAUAACUGUUAUCUUUAUUGAAAAAUUAUUUAAUAAGAUACUAAGAAUUUAUAGAAAUUAUUCAUUUUUAGAUAAUCAAUUUAGUUAGUUUAUUAGAUUAAUCAAUUUUCAUAAUUUCUAUACACAUCUAAUUUUAAUUACUGAAUAAUGCCCACUUUAAUAUAAAUAUAAUAAAUUUGAGUAUGUUGUUAGACUGGUAUUUUUAGCCACUUGUGUGUUACUGGGGGAAUAUCUAUGCAAUUUAUUGAGAAUCAAAAGUAAUUUAUUCUUGCUGAAUAAAAACUUGCAAUAGUUUGCCAACAGUUUUUCAAUAUUUGGCUAUUGAACUAUUGAAAGUUAUGCAUUUUAAAAUUUUUCUAAACUAUCAAUUGGCAAGAAAAAAUAUCUAUAUUUUGCUAUUCAUCUUGUCAUGGAUUUUUUUAUAGGCUUAAGAAUUUUCAGAAGUUCUUGUACAUAAAAUAAUUUCAUGACUGCCAUCAGAAAGAUCAUUAAAACUUACCUCCAUCCACUUCAUUUAUUCAAGAUAACAUUUUACAAUCCUCUAUCUUAGUAUUAAUAUUUUAACCCUCAACAAUGAAUUAUUUGAACAUCCCUGAAAUCAAUCAUCUUCCUUUUAAAGAUGGCUUAAUGUAUCAUCUCUUCUAAGAUGUCUCUGUUGCCUUGGUAAUGAGGCCAUGUCGGUCAGAUUUCCUGCCUGGAAUCUUAGUUUGUUUACCUAAUACCUGUCAUAAUUCUAGUGGUGAAGCUGAAGUAUUAUAAAGUCUUUUUGUCAAUGCAUUCAGGCUUCAAAUGCCUAUGUUUCACUUGAUAAUAGUGACACUUUCAUAACUGAAAAUUUUCAGACGAAAAUAAAUUUAAAAAAAAAAACAGAAACGCAUACAAAAAAUAAUAUAAACAGAAAUCACCUUUGAGGCAUUGAACAAAAACUUUCAAAGAUUUUUCUUUUUACUGCACAAAUGGAUUUCAGUUUUGCAAUGAGGAGAGAAAAUAGUUUUCUAUCUGAUGAUAGAAAAUUAAAAAUUUUAGCAAAGUGUGCUGGUUCUUCUCUAAGUGAAAUUUUUACAGUGUUUGUUAUUUAAAGUUAAAAGACACUGGAAAAAAAUGUUCAUUCAGCUUCUCCAUCAAUAAAUUGGGGUAGACAUUUCUUGAAUUUCUACAACAACGAUAUUCAGUAUUGAUAUAAGGAGUUUUCUUAUAUUUUGAGAUGUAUAUGCAUAUCUUAAUUUAUAAAGAAUUAUGUGACAAUGGUUCAUUUUUAGGAGGAAAGUAUUAAAAGUCUGUUUGAAUAGGAAUUCUUUUUCUUUUUUUUUUUUUUUAUCAUGUAUUGUAAACUAAGAAUUUUUGCUAGCCUGUACCAGGUUUCUUGAAUUUGUGAUGGAAAUUGCAUUCUUUCUAUUCUGAACGGUUAAAAUUUAUUCAUGAUAUUUAACUGUUUUUCUGGAUACUAUUGAAUCUUCCUCAUAAGUGUACUAGUAGUUAAAAAGACUUAGCAAAAAGAAAAAUUGAUGGUAUUUUAUAGAAGUAACCAGCCGAAUAUUAAUAUUCUAAAAUUGCUGUACCACCUAAUCAAACGAACCUUCAUUGUAUUUAAUUUAAUUUUUCUGCUUUCCUUAUUAUUCAUUGUUCCUUUCUCUCUGCAUAUUCGAACAAGAUACUGAAAUACUUUAGAAUUCUAUUUGAAAUCUGUUUAUAUAGCUGCUGUAAUUAUGUCAAGUAUUAUGAGGAGAGGAUAUUCUUUCUUGUCGUAGGGUGCGAUAGCUUAGUUCUUAAAAGAAUAUAAAAAUUUGAUAUACCACGUCCACUUCUGAAUUGUACUUAUAAGUACAAAAUUUGAACAACUCUAGAUUAUGAGAGAUAAUUCAACUACCUCACAAUAUGGUGGAGGAUUUAUUGUUAAAAUAUUUGACAUACAAACCCCUAAAUUAACAUGAAUUCCUAUCCUUCAUAAUGAUUCAGAUUAAUACAUACGGGUAGGUAUCAUUUAAGAUACUAUCGAAUAUAUCCUUAUCCAACCAACUCUAUUUUAUCUUUAUUUUCUCCUACCUAUUCUGACUCUGGAAGAUACUUUCUUCUCCAUUUUCUCUCUAGUCACUCUGUAUUAGUUAGUUUUACUUGUUUAUUUCUUCACUUUCAAUCUGCACUUGAGCUAGUUUCAUUGCCUACUGGAAAGUUUCUGUAAAACGUCAAAAUACUUCUCGUUUAGUUACUGAAUUCUGGACAAAAAGGAUUUAUCUUUUCAAUGCUAAUUGAUAUUUCUGCCAUAUAAGCGGUAAAUUAGUGAUAUGUGGAACUAUAAAUUUCUUUCUGUGUAUUGGACUCUUUGGCAAACCUUUGACUAAUUGUCUACUUGUACUAUCUAGAUAUCAACAGACAAUAUGAAUGUUUCAAAUUCUUUAUAUGCUACAUUUUAAAGAUUCCAUGUUUGUUAAAUCAUACUUUUAGUUCAGUGUUGGCCAUUAUUGGUUGCAAGUUAUUUCAUUGUUAUUCAACAUUAGACAUAAUACCGAAAAGGUGUUUCGGUCUAUGUAAUGUAUGCGAUAAGACCAGUCAGAACAGAUAGUUACAUUGACUGGAGUCCAAUUUAUAAAACUUGUUUUUAAUAACUGUCGCAGACUAAGGGUGCUAGAACCACUGCCGAAUAAAACCUUGCCAUGAAGAAGAAGAGGAAAAAAAAUUACUAUAUUCAGGGCUUUGUUCCUGCAGAAACAUAGUCUUGAAAGUUUAACUGCAGUCUUCAAGACUUGCUGUUUAUAAACUGCUGAUCUUUUCUGAACCAUUUUAUACCAUGUAGUGUAUUGAAUAGAGAAGAAUGAGAUGUUUUGCUGUUUUAUUUCUAUUUAAUCAGGUAGUGGAUUGAACUAUUUCUCAUUCUCAUAACAUUUCUUCGAUAUCAUUGCUAUCAAAUGUUCUCAUCCAUUGACAUCAGUUUCCUGUUGUUGUUCUUGUUGUUGUUGUUGUUGUUGCAAACUGCCUUUUCCAGAGACAGUUUCAACUCUCAGAUUCUUGUUUUUCUUUUCUUCUGCCAUAACUGUAGCUGAUGCUACUAAUGUUACUAUUUGCACUGCUACUACUAUUCGUUAUUUCUCUGUUCCAUUUCAUUAGUGACACUAUUAGAUUUUUACGUGGUAACAAAAUGCUAGAGCACUAGAUCUAUAAUUACUUAGUGUUUUACAUUUCUUUCUAUUAAUUACUUGUAGAGAUAUUAAGUGGAAUUCAGUUAAUUUUUAAAGAAUCAUCUGAGCGAAAAUAUAAAUCAUUAUCAUAUUCGUUAAUCUACAGUUUGCACAAAAAUAAUUAUUCCAAGACCACUAGUGCUAGUAAGACUUUGAGCAAGUAUUACAAGAAACUUUUCCAUGUUAUCUUUAUUGUUGAGGCAGGUUUAUUGAUCUUAUCGCCUCUUGUUUAGGCAAUGUCUACAUUAGCCUUAAGUUUAAUCUCCUCUAAUUAAAAUCCCAGAUUUUUACUGCUGACUUAAGUGCUCACACAUCAAAUGGAUUGUUUAAAAUACUUGCCUGCUCGAUGGAUCCAUGCUGGCUAACUCUUCACUUUAUCUUAUGUGAAGUGUUAAGUCAAAAUAUUUCCAGAAGGACGUUACAGAUGGUUUCAAAAUAUUUUUUAAGAUGACUGCUUGAAACCCGAAAAAGUACAUCUAAGUCUGUAUUUGUUGAUAUUCAUUAUCAAAGACUUAAAAAUGUAUUUCUUUGUUUUAAAACUACAUUUGUUCUAGUCACAAGAAAACUCUCCUUUAUCUUCUAUUUUAGGUUAUGAAAUCUGAAAUUUUACAGUUUAUUAAAAUCAUAUUUAACUGGCGCUCUUGAACAAUUUAGCUGUUAUUGUUAAAAUGAAAUAUUGCGAAAAUUUUAUUUUCCUGAGUUGUUCAUGAGCUGCAAACAUUUGGACAUGUGAUCUAGUGACUGAUGCGAUUACGUGUUGGGUAUCAUGAUAGAUAAAUGUUGAAUAUCUGAAUUAUAAAUUGGUACCAACUUGAAAGUUAUUUUUCUUUCUUUUUUUUUUUUUUUCUAUUAAAUCCUCUUGAGAAAAUAUAGUGCCUCUCAACUUAUAUAUAUUUGUAUGGCACUUGACAUAUAUCGUAAUUUUUCUUACUAAAUUUACAAUUAGUUAACUGCCCACCUUUUUCUGAUCUGAAAUAACUGUUACGCCAUUGUAUGUUUAAAUAUUUAUGUAAUGUUGUAAAACAACUGGUAUUAUGCCAGCAAUUGUUAGUGGUUUUCAUAUGAAUAUUUUAAUAUUGGAAGUUUUAUCUGUUGACGUUUGUCGUUUGUUGCCAAAGCUUUAAACCAGUCCCUGUAAGCUAUAUAUUGCCUCAAUUUUGCAUGUUGUUUUGUGCUACCUACCAGAGACCAAACAUUUAAAGUCUUUAUUUCGUCCGUUAUGUCUUAAAAAUGAAUAUUAAGCUUAAAAAGAAAGAAAAAAAACAAUCUGUUGGGGAAUUAGUUAUUGGUUCACUAAGCUAUUUGCUUGGGGGAGUCCUGUAAAGUAAGUAUGCGAUACAAGAGUAUAUUUACUAGGGGAGUUCUGCAUUGCAAGAGUCUAUUUUGUUAAUCACUGGAGGUAUUUAUAGAAAAUAUUGUGUAUACGCUUCAGACGGAUGUAUCAAAACUAAGUGAAAUUUAUAGCUGAACAAAAAUCUAUAGGAACUGCAAACAUUUUUUUAAGAAUCUGUCUAUAAGCAUAAAGAUUAACAAAAUUUAAGGUGGAAGAAAAAAAAAAAAGCAAAUGGUUCAUCUAUUUUAUAUAUCAUCAUUCGUCUGCAUUUACAUCGCUGGAUAUGCAAAGCACCCAUGGUUGUGUUAGAUUAAGAUGGUUUAGCAAUUAUAAGUAAGGAAGAAGCAAGCUAUGUUAAUCUCUAAAGCCAUUAGCAUAACAUCAUUAAGAGUACAGUGGGAUGAGUGUUGGCAGUUUUGUAACUUCAAUGCAUGUUCUUGGUAAGAUGGCAGUUAUAAAAGAUCAUUUGCCACACUGGCUGGGAAACCUAUUGAGUUUGUCUUUUUAAUCACUUUUCACUUUCCAAUUUAAAAUAUCUUAUUUGAAAUUAGCAACCAUCAGUUUUAAUGUCUUGUUAUUUGCUUACACUUGCUUACUCACUAUAUUUAAAUAGAGUUUCAACACAGUAGUAGUCAGAGGAAAAUCUUUUUAGUCUUUUUUUUCAAUCUUUUUUUUUUUUUUUCUUCCAGUCUCUUGGUUCAAUCUUUUUUCCCAGUGCAAUUGUUUUUGUUUCUGCCAGAAGGGUGAGUGGGAAACGUUCGAAAUUCGAACAUUGCUAAGUUAAACCUGGAAAAUCUGAAGUAAAAUGUAAACAUCAGGAAGGUAUGUUUUGUGUUUGAGAAAACAGAAGUAUUUAUUGGUGUUGCUGUAGCUAGUUACACCGCUUCGGUCUUCUAGAUUAAAAAAAAAAAAAUGAAAUUUCUAACUAUAACAGCGUGAUGCGUAUGUAAAAGGGUUAAGAUAAAUGGAUAUUCAGAUGAGAUACAAAAUUAGUUUGGUUUUUUUUUUUUUUAUCAUCUGAUAAAGUUCAAAGCAAGAAAGGUUAACCGACAUUAUGCUGAGAGGAGUAAACACCCUAAGUAUGAAUGUAAUUUAUGUAUGCAUGUGUUGUAUGUAAUGAAUAUUUCUAGGUUUAAGGUUCUCAGUUUAAUACUUGCUUGCUUGUAUCUUAUAAAGUCAGAAGAAAAAGAAAAAAACUGAAAUGGCUGUAAUCCAUAUAGGACCCUUGCUAUUAAGAGCACAAAAACAAAGGGUAAUUUUCAACAUUGAAGUCAUGCAGUUGUCAGUUUUCCUCAAGACAUUCCCUUAUAUAGACUGUCCACUACUAAAAGUUCAAUAAACAAUUUUUCUUCGACCUUUGGUUGUUGCUGAUCUUUUCUUUUUGUUUUGUUUUUUUCUUUUCUUUUUUCUUAUUUUAUUGCAUUUAUUAUCAGUUGCAUAAUUUCAGUUUUUUUUUUUUUUUGAAAUUUUUUUUUUUUUUAAUCUCAGAUGAUUUUUUCCCCACUUUUUUUUUUUUUUUUAUUUAACUAAACAUUUUUUUGUUUCUGCAAAAUAGCAAACAGCCAUUACCAUUUACCUGGACUCUAUUUUGUUGAAAGAAGAGAAAGAAAAAAAAAAAUUAUCCACCGAAACCAGAUUGAUAUUUCGAGUGAAUAAAUUUAAGCAAAUGAUGGUUG